This is a messenger RNA of Bufo gargarizans (Asiatic toad), 9666 nucleotides long. It is a transcript of the gene MAML3, whose product is annotated as mastermind like transcriptional coactivator 3. The coding region runs from base 1162 to 4494 and encodes 1110 amino acids. Lineage: Eukaryota; Metazoa; Chordata; Amphibia; Anura; Bufonidae. Gene Ontology annotation, biological process: Notch signaling pathway; positive regulation of transcription of Notch receptor target. The record is from RefSeq and is a predicted model, not a curated record. The transcript is spliced from 5 exons. Gene Ontology annotation, cellular component: nucleoplasm; nuclear speck. Gene Ontology annotation, molecular function: transcription coactivator activity.
AGUACAUAUACAGUAAAUGUGACAGGAGGGUUCAGUCAGAGAGACAGCACAGUACAUAUACAGUAAAUGUGACAGGAGGGUUCAGUCAGAGAGACAGCACAGUAUAUACAGUAAAAGUGACAGGAGGGUUCAGUCAGAGACACAGGGCAGAGCACACAGCAGACUGACUCUUCCUGCUGCUCCAGCCUCUGUGCACACAAAACCAAGGGAAGGUCAAGAGUUGAGUGUAUGCCCCGCGCCUCCUUCCCCUGCCAACCCCGCUCCUCCUGUACUGGAGCUUAAACUCUAGUCCUGGUUUUGCACCUGGUCCCCAGGGCCGCCUCACGGCCUCUCGCUUGUGUUUACUGAGCUCUUGUCCUGAUAUCACUCCGCUGGCAUGAAGGAGGAGGAAGCGGUGAGAGGAGGAGGAGAGCACUUGAUCAUUGUGAUGGUGGCAGGAGGAGCAAUAACAGCACAGGCAGCGGCAGCAGCAUUAGGCAGCCGUGCUCUAUCAGCUCCGGCUUCAGCUGCACUGCUCGAUUUUCUGGCUAUUGAGCUGUGUGUUCUCCCCCUCAGGAUUUAUCACUUAUGUAGAAAGAUACAUUCAUUUUAUUGGUUCAAUCUCUGGUUUAUUUAUUUUUUUGCUUCUUUUAAUUUUUUUUUGCAUUGCGUUUAACAUGCUGGAGAUCCACAAAAAAGUACUUUGGACGCUUUGCCGCACACACAAGUAAACUUUUGUGCUGCGCUCUGCGGAAGGGGAGUCCAGCAGAGUUGGUGCUGAGAGGAGGCGUGUGUGCAUGUGUGUGUGUUGUGUACAUACCCGGCUGUGCGUGCAAGUGACAGUCAUGUGUGGUCACCCGUUGGCUGGACCUUCUGCUCCUGACUGGGAAUACACUGGAUUCUAGACGGAAGACGAGCGCUGACCUGCUGGGCUUUCUCCACAACUCCUGCCUUGGUUUCCCUACUUUUUUUUGUAGUGUGUGUGAUCCUAUGAGAGCUGCUGCCCGCUCCUCUCCUCCCCGGGGGCUGUGCACUGACCUGCUGGUCUCCAUGCUGGCUGUGCACCCCGACCUCGCUCCUCCUGAUCCCUUAUAACAGCCCACCUGGAGAAAGCCCCCCACACACCCAAGUCUAGGGGACACUGCAAACUUCUCUUCCAAAAUAGUGUGCACGGGGACUGGCAUGGGGGAUUUCGCAGCCCCCGCUGCCUCCACCAACGGCAGCAGUCUGUGCAUCAGCAAUGCCCUGGGCAGCAGCAUCGGUGGCGCUGGCAUUGGGGUUGGUAGUCACAGUGGUAAUAAUACCCCUCCCAGCGCUGCUGCCCCCAAUGCUCCGAACAAUAGCAGCAGCGCCAGCAUUCCUAAGCACAGCACCGUGGUGGAGAGGCUCCGGCAGAGGAUAGAGGGCUGCAGGAGGCACCAUGUCAGCUGCGAGAGCAGGUACCAGCAAGCCCAGGCUGAGCAACUGGAAAUGGAGAGAAGGGACACGGUGAAUCUGUACCAGAGGACACUGGAGCAAAGAGCCAAGAAGUCAGGCACCAGCCAGGGGGCAGCUCCUGCCACAGGUUCUACAGCUGCUGGUGGUGGUGGAACUGGUGCCAACAAGCAGCAACCCCAUCAUCAUCACCACCACCACCAUCAUCAUCCGCAGCAGGGCAAGCAGGAUGCAGAGACAGCAGCGGUCACAGGCGAACACAGGAACCACACUCUGAUCAUGCUUCAAGAAGCUGUGCAGAAGAAGUUAGAAGGUGCUCGUUCACCACUUAAUGGAGAGCAGCAGAAUGGCAUCUGUGAUGGGAGGUUUUCACCCUCUGCUAAACGGAGAAGGAAAGAGAUGCCAGGUAUGGACACUCUUAAUAAUUUGUCCAAUAUGCCACUGCCUUCUGUGUCACCUCUUCACCAGCUUGACAUAAAGCCACAUCUACCUGUUACAAAUAAUGUAACACAUUCAGGAGGAUUAGAAGACAUAAAUAAGAAUGGUGGCCAGCAGGAUGUAAAGCUAGCAGUAAAUGGAUCUAAUGCUACUGAACUGGAGGAGAGCUUUAAUAUCCUCAAUAAGGAAAUGAAACAAGAACCACUAGAUGAUGCUUCAGUCAUUGAUACAUCUGAUACUUCUCUUUCCAACCAAAAUAAGCUUUUCUCUGACAUAAAUCUGAAUGAUCAAGAAUGGCAGGAGUUGAUCGAUGAGCUUGCAAAUACUGUUCCUGAGGAUGAUAUCCAGGACUUAUUCAAUGAGGACUUUGAGGAGAAGAAGGAGCUGGAUUUUUCCAGACCUGCAACUCAAACACCCCUUCCUCAAGAAAGUGCCAGUGUAAAGAGUGAUCCAUCCCACUCUCCAUUCCCUCACGUCUCUAUGGGCUCUCCUCAAGUUCGUCCAUCCUCAUCUGGUCCUUCUUUUUCUAAUGUAUCAUCUGUUUCCAGCAUACCCUCAGUCUCCAGUGCUCCAUCUACAUUAAUGCUUGCUGGAUCACCUGCAAGUUGCGUUGUCCAGUCCCCACAGACUCCUAAUCCACCUCACACACCUGGUCAAACCUCAACAAGACCUGGUAAUGGAUAUGUCAUGACUCCAACUUCUAGCUCUGGAAGUGGCUCUGUUAACCUCCCAAGUGCUGACUUGUCUCCAGCUGAGCAGCUCAAACAAAUGGCAGCUCAACAACAACAAAGAGCAAAACUCGUACAACAAAAACAGCAACACCAACAGCAGCCACAGCCGCAGCCGCAGCCACAUACAAACCAGCCUUCCAGUUGGUCACCCGUGGGACCUCCAUCUAGUCCAUAUGGAGGAGCCUUUGGUAAUGAAAAGCCAAAUAGUCCAAUGAUGUAUCCCCAAGCUUUCAACAACCAAAAUGCUAUUGUACCUCCAAUGGCAAAUAAUCCCCCGAAAACCACAAUGAACAACUACCUCCCUCAAAGCCACAUGAACAUGAUAAACCAGCAGACCAGCAACUUAAAUUCAAACUCAAUCAACAAAACUACCAAUAUGCUCAAUUAUGGUAAUACUAAACCACUGUCACACUAUAGUAUAGAUAUGAGUCAAAGAAUGACUCCUCCAAUUGCCAACCAAAACAAAAAUGUCAUGUUACCAUACAUGCAACAGCAGCAGCAGCCACCGAUGCCACCUCAGAUGAGCCAUUUGAGUGAGGAGCAGAAGCGGCUACUUAUAAUGAAGCAGAAAGGACUUAUGAAUCAACAAAUGGCUUAUGGAUCUCUCCCGGGUCACAGCCAGGAGCAGAAUACGGUUGGGAUGUCAAGACCUGCUGGACCCAUUCAACAGUCUGUGCCAGGAGCAAGUGGGAACCCAGGGGCCCCGGGCUUCAUGCCUAGCCAGCCUCAAGCCGCAAUGAUGAAACAGAUGCUUAUAGAGCAACGGGCUCAGCUACAUGCUAUGGAGCAGCAGAAGCAGCAGUUUCUCAGGGAGCAGAGACAGCAACAACAGCAGAUACUAGCUGAACAGUUACAACAGCCGCACAUGAACCGGCAGCAUCUCCAGCAACAGAGGAACCCUUAUGGAGUCCAGCAAGUCAAUCCUUUCCAAGGUUCUCCACAGGAUAUUGCAGUUGCUAGAAACCAAGCAGCUCUUCAGAAUAUGCGAGCAUCCCGAAUGAUGGCACAGAAUACCGGUAUGCUCUCAAUGGGUCCAUCACAAAAUCCAGGCACAAUGCCUACAGGACCACUGCAGCCAGAAAUGGGAAUGGCUCCAUAUAGCAACGCAUCAUCAAGUCAGCCAGGCAUGUACAGCAUGAACACAGGAAUAAACCAAAUGAUGCAGCACCCAAACCAAAACAGCAUAAACAUGGCCCAUAGUGCUGUGCAAGGUCCGCGGCAACCCAGUUCUGGACAAGCAAUGGGAAUGGUUGGAGGAUUUGGCCAGAAUAUGCUCGUAAACUCUAUGAUGCCUCAACAACAUCAGCAAAUGAAAGGGCCUGUAGGUCAACCUAUGACCAGAGCUCAGGCCCCAAGACUGCAAAACAUGAUGGCAUCCAUACCCCAGGGUGCACAAAACUGGCCCCAACGGGGAUUGCAAGGAAUGAGAACUAGUGGUGAAAUGGGGGCUUAUAACAAUGGAUCAGGUUAUCCGAUGCAAUCUGGGCAGUCAAGAAUGAGCAAACAGCAUUUUCAGCAAGGACUUGGUCAAAGUGUUGUUGAUAGUACGGGAGCAGUAAGAGCCCUAAACCCAGCAAUGAGCAGACAAAUGAUGCAGUCAUUACCUGGGCAGCAGGGCACCAAUCAAUCCCGACAAAUAAUGCCUAGUAUGAACCCUGGUGUACCGGGUAUGGCCAGUUUUAGUCAAGCUCAAACACAGCAAUUACCUGGUGGAAACUUUCCUCAGAGCAACCAGAGCCAGGGUUAUGACAGGAAUCCUGGUCAGGACAUGUCAUACAGUUAUACCGAUGCAAGCGCUGGUCCCUUUUCAGGUCUAGCAGAUGGUACAGACUUAGUAGACUCCAUUAUGGGCAGGGGACCUGGAGACGAAUGGAUGCAAGAACUUGACGAAUUGUUUGGAAAUCAGUCUUAACAUUAAAAUAAAAUAAAAAAGAUGCUGGGCUAAUUGGAAAAUGACAGUAUACCUGUCCGUCUGUUCUGUACAGAUGAGCUCAACUGCAGGCAGUUACAAGAAAUGUCAGGUAGUGAAGCAUCCCCGUUGAGGUGGCGGCAGCACUGCAUGUUUUAAAAUGAGGGUUCGGUGGAGAAAGAUUUUCCAUGGUCUAUAGCCUCAGACGGUAGAUGUUGACUAGAGGUGAAAGAGCUAGUCAGCUCCAUGGAGAAAGAUCAUUAUUGGUCGUCAUGGGCUAGACAAGGGCAAAAGCGGCGAAGGGUUUGCACAGUAAUACAAGAAGAUGAAAUAUGUUUAUAUCAAGGAAGAAGAGAUGCUUCAAGAUGGAGUUAAAUAAUUUAUUUGCUAUUGCUGAUACUUUUGGCUAACAGGCUUAGCCGUCAAGCAUAAUGUUAAAAAAUGAAUGGGGAGGAAGCUGUUACACGUGUCACAGCGGUACUUCUGGAAACAAGACAAGGUAGAAUAAAAUAUGGCAUACCCUUAAAGUGAUGAGUGGAAUCAUUAUGAAUAAAGCCUAAGUAAAUUAUAGAGGUAGAUAGAAUGCAUAGAUUGCACAAGUUGUUAAUCAGAUUGUCACUGCUAUAUAUCAAAUGGAUGCUAUAUGUGUGGUAUUUAAACAGGAAAACUAACAGCUAGAUGAUAUUUUGGAUACAAAUAAGGAACCGCCAUACCUUUAUCGGUCACAGAUAAGUAUUAACGUACACGUAGACGGAUACUGUCCUGUACACGGGGCUGAGCAGCACAGCAGUUUCCUGUAUUUCCAGCAACUAGAAAUUCUCUUUUUAUAAAUGUAUUCUUGUCAUUGUUGCUUCUCACAUUUUUGGAGCUUCUACUACAGUAUAAAUAAAAUGGAGGAAAAAAACACAAAAACUGGUCAUUUCAGUAGAAUGUAGAUGUCCACUUGAGAAUCACUGUAUACAGCCAUACAUAUACAUUCGUCUUUGUGGUAACUGAGAGUGCAUGUCCACUGCUGCUACACCAGAUAAGACCCAUCUGUGCCAAAACAGCAAUCAUAGUCAAUUCAAUGACUUUGGUGUAAUAUUUACCCAGAAAAAGUGACUGGAUUUUUUGUUUCAUUUACGCUAUAUUUUUUUUAUUUUUUCUCAGAUAUUGUUUAUUAAAAGAUUUUUUUUUAACAUGUACAAAACAAUUGCACGUCAGGUCAUAAGAUACAAGUCAUUUGGACUCAAAAAGACAUCAUAUAGACAAACCAAUCAUAGUUAGUUCAAAAAUUAUCCGUGAGUGCAAUCCCACAACAAAUUCCCUCCCCCCUGAGACAGAUAACAUAUCAUUAUUUGGCUAAUAUAAACCAUACAUAGGGAGCAGCGGUUUAGAAUAACACACAUUUCUUGUCAAUUAAAGAGAAAAUAGGGGCGAUGGCGUGCCCCAGGGACAGCGACAGCAUUCCAUUAACAUCUCCCACUCACCCAACAUUCUGAAAAAUGUCAUCCCAUAAUGCUUACCAGGCGUCUAUUAAGAGCCAGCCAUGGGCUACAUACUCCGGAUCUAUCCAUCCAAAGACCCCAAAUGCUCUAAAAUUUCGAAAGGCAAUUUCAUUUGAGAUAUACCCCCCUUUCCAGAAUCACUACAUUCAGCCUAGCAGUAAACUCUGCUACAACUGGAGGAAGCGGCUGUAUCCACUUCGCUGCCAGGGUUUUACGUGCCUGGUAUAGCAUUCUUUUAAUACCUGUAAUAACAGGCGUCUGUAAGUUGUCCGCAUCAAAAAUACCAAGCAGACACAUUUUGGGAUCAGGGGAGAAGUUUGCGCUAUAUAUUUUAUUUAUUAGUUGUAGAAUGUCAUGCCAGUAUACUUUCAGGUUACCACAGCUCUACAACAUGUGAAAUAAGUCAGCCCCUGCCUCCCCGCAUUUCGGACAGCAGGAGUCACUUCUAUACCCGGUUUUAAAGAUAAAUAUUGGUGUUUUAUAUACUCUAUGUAACAUGAACAGCUGCGAUAGCCUAGCUGCUUCACUGAGGGAUAGGUUUGGGGUUAUUGCAAGCGUUUCCUCCCACUGGGUAUCAGUGAUUGUUCCCACAUCUUUUUCCCAUUUCGUUUUUAUCCGAAUCGGGAAUUUCUUCAAGAAUUCCCCAUGCAAUGAAAGAUAGACUUUUGAAAGAGCCUGUUGCCACCACAGCAUCAAGCGUCUGAUUAGUUAAGUAUUGUAGUGAUGAAAGUUUGGAUUGCGCAUCUAAUGCAUGCCUCGGCUGCAAGUAUUUAUAGAAAUGCAUGGAGGGGAGGCCAAACUCAGAGCACAGUCCCUGGGAGUAUACCUGGCCAAUGUUCCAAAUUCCUUUACUUUCCGAUUGGGAGAACCCCGUCAAUUGGGAUAGUUCAGGUAAGACAGGAUUAUUCCAGAUGGGGGAUAUAUUCAACAGUCCUGAAACACCCAAGAUCUCUCUAGCCUUAGUCCACACCCCCCUCAUAAGCCCCAAAAUCAGAGCGGAUUUCAAUCUAGGGUCCACAUCCCCCUCCAGGACUGCUAAUGGCAAAUAACAACCAUGCAACAAGCCUACCUCCUCUCCCCACUCCCCCCGCCACAUUCCAUUCCUUAAAGUGUUGCAGCUGAGCUGAGAGGAAGUAUAGUAAGGGUUUGGGCAUCGCCAGGCCGCCCGCAUCCUUGGCCCUUUGUAGAGUUUUAUAUUUAAUUCUACUCCUAUCCUUCCACAGCAGGAACCAAAAUAUUUGUUGGAUUUUGUAAAAAUAAUGCAUAGGGAUCCAUACUAGAGAGUUAUGGAGCAUAUAUAAAAGUUGUGGCAUUAGCACCAUUUUAAUCAGAUUGCCCCUACCCACUAGGGAUAUGGGCAGUUUAUGCCAAGAGGCAGCCAUAGAUUUGAACUUAGUAGUGGCAUUAUAUUGUCGGGUAUGUAUCUAUGGGGAUUGAUGGAGAUGUCGACGCCCAGAUAUUUAAAUGAGGAUACUACCCUAAGUUUAGUAUGAUCAAGACAGAAAUUUUGCAGGACUGAAGACAAUGGGUGUAUCACAGACUUAUUCCAGUUAAUAAGUAGUCCAGACUGCCUGCCAAAUUCGGAGAUGAGGGAUAUAAUAGGGUCUAUGGAUGAGACCAAAUCAACAUACAGCAGCAUAUCGUCUGCAUAUAACGACACACACUCCUCCAAGUCCCCUCUUCUGAGGCCCUGGAAUAUCGGUGUGGUUCUAAGGAGGCAAGCCAACGGUUCCACCGCUAUAGCAAACAAGAGAGGCGACAAUGGGCAGCCCUGCCUCGUCCCCCUCUCCAGUGCCAGCGCCGGAGAAAUCCCUACAAUUACUCUAAUCCUAGCUCUAGGUUUGUUAUAGGGCAGUUGCACCCGACGCUAUUGAAAGCUUUGGCCGCAUCGAGUAAGAUCACAGCCCGACAGUUCUCCCCUUCCACCUUAUCCAACUGGAGGUUCAGGAAUAGGCGUCUAAGAUUUAGAGAUGUGGAUUUUUCAGAUUGGUCUUCAUUAAUAACAUUUAAUAAUCUAUUAGCUAGAACCUUGGCCAGUAUUUUAACGUCCGCCGUUAACAGGGAGAUAGGACAAUAAGAGUCUACCUGUGUAGGAUCCUUGUCUGGUUUUGGAAGCACUACGACAAUCGCCUCCCUCAUCGAACUAGGUAAAAAACCUGCCCGAUAUGAGUCCUUAAAAACAUUGAGUAGGUGUGGGAGUAGAAAAUCCUGGUGCUUCUUAUAAAAUUCCCCUGGCAAGCCAUCCCCCCCAGGUGCCUUCUCAUUAAGAAAUGAACUCAAGUUCCUCCAGCCGGAUAUCCCCAUCUAGCAUCUCCCGAUGUUUCGUAGAUAGAUUGGGCAAGGAAAUGCCCAUCAGGUAAUUCUCUCUAUCCGUCGGGCUGACUGUAAGCCUAGACCGAUAGACGUCCAUGAAAUGAGCAUGAAAAUACUCCCAGAAUAUCUUAAUCUUCGGAAAUUAAAUCACCAUGUACAUCCCUAAUAGAGGGUAUACAGGAGGGGCCAGACUGUGGUUUAAUAACAGUGGCUAAAUGACUGGCACUCUCACCCUCUAUAAAAUACCUCUGGGUCCUAAAGAACCGUUUAUCUCUGACUUUUUCUAUUAAAUGUUCCUUUAACAGCCCCUGUGCCCCUUUCCAAUUAGUGGCAUUUUCCUGUGUUGGAUUUGCUAUAUAUUUGGAUUCAGUGGUCAAUACUCUAUUGGAUAGCUCUACAGAUAGAGCCCUACUUUUGGUCUUGUGGGCACUAAUGCUCUUGAUAUAGACACCUCUUACUACCUUCAUUGUAUCCCAUACUAUUUGGGUAGUGGAAGUUCCUAUAUUAGAACUGAAAAAUUCUACCAGUGCAUUAGAAAUGGUACUGCCAGUGUCCACAAGCUGAAGCCAGAAUGGGUUUAGACGCCAAAUAGGUCUUGAAUUUUGCCCUUAAUUUCCUAAUGUCAACCGCACCAGAAUAGGAGAAUGGUCAGAUACACUCCGGGGGAGAUAAGAGACCUCUUGGGUCAGUUCCAAUAAAGACAGGGAUCCCAGCGCUAGAUGAAUUCUGGACAAGGAAUUAUGUGAGGAAGAGUAGCAAGAAUAUUGCCUUUCUUCCCGAUGUUUAGCCCUCCAGAGAUCACACAUAUCUACUUCUAAUAUCAAUCUAGCCAGCGAUGAGGGUGAGGAGCCCAUUGCACAAGCAUCUGGAAUGAACUUAUUCAGAGACUUGUCCAUGUGCAUAUUAAAAUCUCCCAUCAUUAGUACGGGGACACCAGGAAAUUGGGCUGUGAACACUAGUAUUUUUUUCAGAACCUCACUGUAGUACGGCAGGGGAAUGUAUACUGCUACCAGGAUCAACCUAAAAAGAAAAAUAGAGCAGUCCACACAUAUAAAUCUUCCCUUAUUGUCCAUGCAUGUGUCUCUAGCGACAAACGGGAUAGAACUGUGCAUUAAAAUACUAAUGUGCCAUCCAUGAGUUUUGUCAGAUGGUAGAUGCGUUGGCAUGUUUACAGAGCAUUGAGAAUCGCAUGGCGUUUAGAAGUCUGGCCCAUUCCCCUUAAAUUCCAGGCAAUAAUUCUAAGGGUACCCAUCAUCAAACCAAUUCCAGAAAAAACAGUUGCCUGCUGCCGCUCACCCCCGGGGGGCCACCACAUGGUCCAAUAUGAGGCAUAUACUCUGUCUCAAGUUUCCCCCAAACCCGUCCCUCCCCCCCC